Messenger RNA from Gastrolobium bilobum, 1377 nucleotides. RefSeq names its product protein kinase PINOID-like. The transcript is spliced from 2 exons. NCBI's taxonomy places the organism in Eukaryota, Viridiplantae, Streptophyta, Magnoliopsida, Fabales, Fabaceae. The coding region runs from base 1 to 1377 and encodes 458 amino acids. The record is from RefSeq and is a predicted model, not a curated record. Gene Ontology annotation, biological process: protein phosphorylation. Gene Ontology annotation, cellular component: nucleus; cytoplasm; plasma membrane. Gene Ontology annotation, molecular function: protein serine/threonine kinase activity; ATP binding.
AUGUUAGAGAGUGGUGCACGUGAUUCUGAGGUGAGUUUGGACACUGUGAAUUCGACGCAGCGAAGCUCCAUGAGCAGUGAAAGCAUUUGCAGCACGAGUUUCAGCCGUCUUUCAUUCGACCUCCUCCCCGCCUCGCCGGAGAGUCUCUCAGUCAAGCCUCACCGCUCCUCCGACUUCGCCUACUCCGCCAUCUGCUCCGCCACAUUCCGCCGCAAGGCCGCCCUCACCUUCCGCGACUUUCAGCUCCUCCGCCGAAUCGGCGCCGGCGAUAUCGGUACCGUCUACCUCUGCCGCCUCCGCAACACCAGAAACGAAUUCGACAACGAAGAAGAAGAAGACUCGUGCUGUUUGUACGCCAUGAAAGUGGUGGACAAAGACGCCGUGGCAUUGAAGAAGAAGGCACAGAGAGCGGAAAUGGAGAGAAAGAUCCUCAAGAUGCUCGACCACCCUUUCCUCCCUACGCUCUACGCUGAGUUCGAGGCCUCACAUUUCUCUUGCAUUGUCAUGGAGUUUUGUUCCGGUGGAGACUUGCACUCCCUACGCCACAAGCACCCUCACAACCGUUUUCCUCUCUCCUCAGCAAGAUUUUAUGCGGCUGAGGUACUGGUGGCGUUGGAGUACCUCCACAUGUUGGGAAUCAUCUACAGGGAUCUAAAACCUGAGAACGUGUUGGUCAGAUCUGACGGUCACAUCAUGCUUUCUGAUUUCGAUCUUUCUCUUUGCUCAGAUGCAAUCCCUGCCGUUGAAUCCUCUGAUUGCUUACAAGAUCCUGCGAUUCCAUCUGCAUUACCUUACAAUCGCUCGCGUUCUUUUUCUACUCCAUUCUCGUGCUUCUCGAACCGGGUGUUCCGGUCCCGCAAGGUCCAAACGGUUCAGCCGAACCGGCUUUUCGUGGCCGAACCGGUUGCUGCCCGGUCCCACUCCUUUGUUGGAACCCACGAGUAUGUAUCGCCGGAGGUCGCUGCCGGCAACUCACACGGAAACGCCGUUGAUUGGUGGUCCUUUGGCAUAUUUAUCUACGAGCUCAUCUACGGUCGUACGCCGUAUGCGGCCCCAUCGAACGAGGCUACGCUGCGCAACAUCAUAAAGAAGCCCCUGACCUUUCCCACGUCCACGCCCUCCAGCGCGCUUGAACUCCACGCGCGGGACCUGAUAUCCCGCUUGUUGAACAAGGAUCCAGCUCGACGGCUUGGGUCGAAGCGCGGCGCCGCUGACGUCAAGAAGCACCCCUUCUUCAAAGGGCUUAACAUGGCGCUGAUUCGCAUGCUGACGCCGCCCGAAGUGCCGGGCUCGAGAAAGACAAAAACGACGUCGUCGCACCAUGCUAAGGGUAGUAGUAGACAGAAAUCCACGUCAUCGUUUGAUUAUUACUUUUGA